UUUUUGUUUUUGUGUCUUGAGGAAGGGAUUGAAAGAAGAGAGUUAUGGUCUUGGUUUUUCUUCCAGCUCAAAACCACCACAACCACCGCCAUGGUACCUGGUAGAGGCAAAGCUCGAACCAACACUGUUCUCUCUCGCUUCUUUCUCUCAGGAUUUUACUGCUGGGGUUGGGACUUCCUCACUGCCCUUCUCCUUUUUAGUAGCCCUAGCACCUCCUCCUAAAUCCUAACUAAAUAACCCAUAAUUUAGUUAAAUCCCAAAACCAGAAAAAGGGUGUGUUUUUAGCUCAGUUACAUAGUGUUAAAGCCAAAGUUUUUUUCUUUAUUUUUUUGUUAAUCGGGUUUUUUUCCAUUGGAAAAAAUGGCGCAAAGGUCCGUUCCGGCGCCUUUUCUGACGAAGACGUAUCUACUGGUGGAUGAUCCGAGCUUGGACGACGUGAUAUCAUGGAAUGAAAGUGGGACGACGUUUGUGGUUUGGAAGACUCUGGAUUUUGCAAGGGACUUGUUGCCUAAAUAUUUCAAGCACAACAAUUUCUCAAGCUUCGUCCGCCAGCUCAAUACCUAUGGAUUUCGAAAGACCGUGCCGGACAAAUGGGAGUUCGCGAACGAGAAUUUCCAGCGAGGGCAGAAGGAGCUUCUGUCCGAGAUUCGCCGUCGAAAACCGGUGACAUCAACGGCGGCGCAGGCAGCGCUAGAUGAAAAAUCCGGAGGGCCAUCGACACCGUCGAACUCAGGGGAGGAGCUGGCGUCGACGUCGACGUCGUCGCCGGACUCGAAGAAUCCGGGGUCGGUGGAGACGGCGACGCUGAGCCAGGUGGUGAAUUUAUCGGAUGAGAACAAGAAGCUGAAGCGGGAGAACGAGAAUCUGAACUCGGAGUUGGCGCAGACAAAGAAGCAGUGCAACGAGCUGGUGGGGUUUCUGGUGAAGUACGUAAAGAUGGGGCCCGAACAGAUCAACCGCAUCAUUGGGCGUGGAAGCUAUGGGCCCACCUGCGAUGAUUUUGAACUGAACAAUCGUGGUCUUGGUCUUAAUAUGGACGGUGGCGAUGAUGACGAAGAAGAAAAGGAAGGACUGAAGUUGUUUGGGGUUUGGGUGAAAGGGGACGAGAAAAUGAAGGGGAAGAAAACGGGGCGAGAUGAGAAAUUGGGGGUUAGUGGUAUCAGCGGUGUUCCUCGCACGAAGAGGAUGAAGGGCGGUGUGGAUUUUCACGCGCCGAUGAUGAGGAGUGGGAAGGUGUGUAACUAGGCUAGCCGAGCAACCCCGAGCCAAGCGGAGCUAGCGGGAAACAGGGGAGGUUUACAUGGUAACCACUGUGCACUUGCCCACAUGCAGUGUGAAAAGUUUGUAGAAAUGUAAGUUUUUAUUUUGCAUAAAUAAAUACCAAAAAAAA
Messenger RNA from Malus domestica (apple), 1390 nucleotides. RefSeq names its product heat shock factor protein HSF24. NCBI's taxonomy places the organism in Eukaryota, Viridiplantae, Streptophyta, Magnoliopsida, Rosales, Rosaceae. The record is from RefSeq and is marked provisional. Gene Ontology annotation, biological process: regulation of transcription by RNA polymerase II. Gene Ontology annotation, molecular function: RNA polymerase II cis-regulatory region sequence-specific DNA binding; DNA-binding transcription factor activity. Gene Ontology annotation, cellular component: nucleus.